CGACCCUUCAAAAUCCCCAAUUCCCAGAACUCCGGUCAACUCGAUUCCCAUGAGAUUUGGUUAAUUGGAUCGUAGUAUGGCGGCGCCGAGGAAUGUGACGGCGACGAGGGAUGAAGAGAAGGGCGAGGAUGACGAUUCACCCUCCGCCAAGAAGCCCAAAUUGGAGAGGUUCCCGCUCAACACGUGGGAAUUUGCCGCCGCCGUUGCUGUCUUUUUCGUGUUCUCCACGGGCCUCUUCUGCAUUUACCUCACCAUGCCCCCCGCCGCUUACACAAGCCUCAAAAUCCCCCGCACUCUCUCCGAUCUUCGUCUCCUCAAGGAAGAUCUUUCGAUGUAUGCGAGCAACAAUCCGGCGCAGUUUAUUCUUGGCUAUUGCUCCACCUACAUCUUCAUGCAGACUUUCAUGAUUCCUGGGACAAUCUUCAUGUCCCUUUUAGCUGGGGCGCUUUUUGGAGUUGUACGAGGAAUACUAUUGGUUGUUUUCAAUGCCACUGCCGGUGCAUCUUCCUGUUUCUUUUUGUCUAAGUUAAUUGGCAGGCCUUUGGUUACUUGGUUGUGGCCUGAGAAGCUAAGGUUCUUCCAAGCUGAGAUUGCAAAGCGUAGGGAUAAGCUGCUGAAUUACAUGCUUUUUCUGAGGAUAACCCCGACAUUGCCAAAUCUGUUCAUCAAUUUGGCCUCUCCCAUUGUUGAUGUUCCGUUUCAUGUAUUCUUUUUGGCUACUUUGGUUGGUCUUGUUCCGGCAGCAUAUAUUACUGUCAGAGAUUGCAACCUGUAGAAUUAGUCUAGGAUC
Molecule: messenger RNA, 790 nt
Organism: Vigna umbellata (rice bean)
Lineage: Eukaryota; Viridiplantae; Streptophyta; Magnoliopsida; Fabales; Fabaceae
Source: RefSeq, a predicted model, not a curated record